UUCCCUGAGAUGUUUCCAUCUUCCUCUGCUGGAGGAAACAAAACAGGAUGCCUGCUCAGCUACAACCUGUUGUAACUACAGGCUGGCAAGCAUUGAUAGAUUGGUGGCACUAAAGCUGGACAUUGUUGAUGUUUGGGCUACUGUAGCUCAAGAGCUCCUGAAGCGGGCUCGCAACCUUGGCACAUUCGAGCUCCAACCGUGAAUGAACCGGCAGGCUUGCCGGGUGGGAAUGACGACACUGGCGUUUUCCAACACAUUUUUGAUCAAGUCCGUUGCCGAACCUCGCUGGAUCUUCUCGUAGGUCUUUCUGCUCAACAAGAAAAUUCAAGUAUGUGCGUGCACUUCUAAUUUUGGCCGUUGAUUGCCUCUCACACAAGAGUGAAGUGUCUUGAAGUGUUGAGGGAUGGAUUUUGUGUUUGCGUAUGGAGUCAGGAAUGAAUCGAAAUUUGCCUCUAUGAAGUUGGGAGCUAUUAGGGAUCCAAACGACGAAGCACCAGUGUUGUCCAUCAAAGGCAGAACAUUUCUGCGCAGAUCACUGCUUACAAGAGCAGCUUUCGAGAAUGACAAACAACGAAUCGCUCUGCAAAGAUGGGUGUGUCCUCACAGGCAAAGAUCUGGAGCGAUACAGUAGGAGGAAAGGACUGUGCCACUUGUGCGCUCGGUUUGCAACUCAUAAACGUGCAGGUAAAUUGUUCAAGCGUAACAAAUGGCAGCCAUUGACGAUCCAGAACGAAUACACUGGAGAAUACCUGGUCUACAAAGGGUACUGCCUUCAACCAACGUGCUACACCCUUGAUCAAGCUAAGGAAGCGUUGGGAGAAAAGCCCAUCAUUCAGAGAAAGUCCAUUACUAGUCGCCGAGACUCUUCAUCGCUCGCCGCGGUUUCUUCAUCAGUCCGCAGUGACAGCAAAGACGGCGCGAAGCAGGCCCCUCAGGAACAGCCAAUCAAGCCAACUUCCCAGAAUCCAGAGGAUGACCCUGUUGCUGAGGACGAUACUAGCAUGUUGUCCCUGGAUGUCCUCCAACUCUUGGGAAAUGAGUCUCUUAAUGCAAGAGGUUUAAAUGGCCACGCUGGCAGUGUGGCUUUGAGUCCCCUUAUGGACAGUUCUAGGGGCGACAAGAAUGAUGCCGAGGCUGUUUCGCCGUCUCAAUUCAAUGCAUCUCAUAAAUGGAGCAGAGAAGUGCCAUGCAUCAGACUUCCGUCAUUUGCCGAAAGUCGCCAUUCCGAAGAUGGGAAGAAGUCAUGUGACCAAUCUUAUGUUUCCGAUCUCGCCGGCACCACUGAAUUCGGCUGCAGCUCCCAUGAUGGACAAAUGAGUCAAUUGCAACCUCCAAAGACCGGGCAUGACUUGAAGCAAAACGAAGAGCAGAUGAACGAGCUUGACAAAACGAUCAAAGACUUACUGGGUCUGAGCACGCCAAAAGAAAGAUCCCAAGGUGACGACCCCACAGUUGAUUCGUCUGAUUCGGUUAGUACCACCACAUCUAUACUGAGCCAAAUCGACAGUGCAAUUUCAUUCGAUCACACAGAGAAUCUUCCAGGGUGCGGUUUUGUGUCGUAUGCCACUGAGGGGAACUACAGGGCGGCUUUGGACGCGUUGGAUUUGGCGCCUGGUGCAACGCAAGAAUCCAAGAGAGCAUCCAUCAAAAUUAGAGAGUCGGGAGAUCUUCAAGCACUUUGUCUGCAGUCCAAGCAGUUGGAUCAUGGCGAUAUUGAGUUGGUCGCGGUGACCGUGGAUUCAGAGGGCCAUUGGCUAAGUCCUGACUUCUUGCUCGAAGAUGAAACAACAACUGAGAUUGCGCUGAAGCGUGGCAAUGAGAGGAUGAUUGUAGUUGGCCCAUCAGGUUCUCGUUUGGUUGAACUGUCGCACGUGUGCGCUGAUGGAGGGAUGGAAGAGCUCGAGGUAGAAACAGACCUGAACCAAUUUGCGAGACUAGAUCUCUAUUCACAAGAAGCCUUGGACAUCAAGUCCCGCGCGUCUCUUGAAGCAGAAAUCAACAACUGCGAGGAGGCGAUCACCUCUGCUCAGGUAUCAGAUGAUCCAACCAUCAUUGAGAAAGGGAUCCUCUCCCGUAGCCGCCUUGGAAGUCUCCUUCCUCUCCGAAAGUUCUAUAGACCACGGAAGAAGCUGGAAAAGAAAGUGAAGAAAAUUACCAGAAAGCUCGAGGCCUUGGAAGAGGAUGACCUUGACCGCCGCUAUGUCUUGGCCACCGAAAAGUGCCGACUCUCUAGGCAGAUCACAGCAGAAAAAGUGGCUGAGGAGCUACGAUCGCCGAAGGCCCAAGGGGAUGGGUGUGAAGCUAAGGAUGACGCACAGUCCACCGAAUUGGCCACCCGAUUGAACGACGUUUGGCCGCAGAAUGGAGUCAAUUGCCUUGCCGAACCCUUCAGGAGUGUCACUUCGUUUCCAGACGACGUGCCUCCGCAUUCUGAUGUAGUGAACGCAACGAUAGAACUGGACGCUGAAAGAUCGGUGAAAUUCGACUCGAACGAGAAUGCCUUGGAUCUCCAAACACUGCCAUCUGUUACCGAAGUGCACAUGACAGUGUUUCAAUCAGCCCCGUUGGCAUAUGUCGAUCGAGCAACAGGCACCCACCAUGUCUGCCCGCUCCUCGACUUUGAAUAUGAAGCCCGUGCAUUGACACAGUCAUUGAAAGAGGCUGAAAUUGCUGGGGCCAGGAUGGACGUUCAGUUCGACAUUGCAACAACCGAUCGGCUCAGUGCAUUCUUAGCAAAGAGUGAGAGCCGUGUCAUGCAUUUAUCCUGCCACGGUCACCCUGAUUACUUGGCUCUCGAAGAUGGGUUUGGAGGGAUGCAGAUUCUUCCCGUCAGAGAUCUGAAGAGGUUCAUUGCUGCCGGUGUAGGAAACCUCGAAGUCGUCUUCGUCUCAGCCUGCCAUUCAAAGGCCGCCGGUAAGGCAUUCCUCAAGGCAGGCAUCCGACAUGUGAUUUGUUGUCGGCAGGACGACAAGUUUCGAGAUGAGGGGGCAAUCGAGUUUGCAAGAAGCUUCUACCGUGCCCUUGCGUUGAAGAACACUGUUAAGCAGGCAUUCAACAUGGCGAGAGAGGCAAUGCGAGUAUCACCCAUGGUUAAGGAUUCAAAGGCUGAAUAUGAAAAAUUCAUCCUUCUUCCUCAACUGCCGUCUGGUGACCCUUAUCAUGAUGUCCACAUUUUCACGCACCCCACAGCGAGAAGCGACGAAAGCACUGCGAUGCAUGAGCCAGGCUGGAAGCGCAAGAAACGAAUCAUUCCUCGUACGCCUCAAUUCUUCAUUGGACGAGAGAUGGAUAUGUACACCAUAUUGGAGGCUCUAAGGUCGAACGAUAUCAUUCACGUUCAGGGACCCCCCGAGAUUGGAAAAUCCAGUUUGGUUGCCGCGACAACCCGUUACAUUGAGCAACGGCACAAGUCAUUUCUCUUCGACGAAACGGUCUGGCUACCUGUUCAAGAGGGCUCCGCUCCAAGCGAUGAUCAACUUUACUCUGACCUGUCCAAGAUAUUUGAGUUGAUUUCGAAGGCUUCAAGAGCACCUUGCCAACGCGAACAAGCUUACGCGGAAUGCUGGAGCAGGACGCUUCACCAACUUCAUGACAAAAGGCCCUUGAUUGUGAUCCAUCGUGAUUGCCUCUGUGCCAGAUUUUCCAUGCAGUCUCUGGAUGCAUUCAUCCGCCAGUUGCUCAAGGUCUCCAAUGCCAAAUUGAUUACUGUGGGAAUCCCUCUUAUUAGCGGCUUGGACUCGGCUGUCAUCAACGUCGAGGCAUUGGACUUCGAUGCCACCAUUUUGCUCUUUGCUCGUUUAUCGCGAUCUGCAUCUAUCACGGCACCACAGAUCAUUACUUCUUUGACGACAGCCUUGGCAUCUUCUGAAGACCAUGAUUCGUGCAGAGGUAAGCUGAUCUCUUGGCGCCGAAAGAGAGUCUAUGAGCGGCUAGGAGCAGGUGUCCCAACAGCAAUCCGGAAAGCAGCUUUGGAUAUACCAGAUGAUGAACUUUCUGAACUGUUGCGGGCCGCUCAGAGACCCUUUGUUGACGUUGAGUCCCGAUCGGAUUUGGAUGCGAAGAUCAGUGAGCUCGAGAUGCAGGAAUGUCAGGAGUUGAAAGGCAACAAAUGGCUUUUGGCUCGGGACACACGUGAGACUAUUGAAGAGCUUGAGUGUCUUUGCCAAAGCUUUCCCACACUGCAAGACUUGCUUUUUGAGGAAAAAGAGUUGGAAGACUCACUCCAAACAGCAGUUUCAGUCAAACAAUAUGACAACGCUUGUCAGUUACAAAAACGUCUUGAUGCUGUGAAGCAGCAAAUCCUCAACGAACGUAGCACGGCACCAGCCACAGAAACGGUUACCGCAGAAGUAUCAGCAACCGUGACAGCAGAAUCGGCAGCCGUGACAGAAAUAGCAACGGCAGCAACCUCUGUGGAGGUCGAGAAGGAGGCGGACGCAGAUGCGAAGACCGAAGCGGAACAAGAAAUUGUAGUGGAGCCCAUGGAUACCCACGUCGUCGAAGCCGAUAAUACCAGCGGUGUAUGGGCGUAGUUGAUACAUCAAGGCCGCCCACAUGGAACAGCAGGGCAUCAUAUUCAACAGAGGAUCCCAACAACAGAAGGCGUUCUAUUCUACGCCACUGCACAAGAAGAGGCUAGUAUGUUUAGUUAGGCUGUUAGUAUGAUCUGUUCGCUGUAAACUGUAGUAUUUCCCUCUUUUGAUUGCUCGGAACUCCCUGGAACAUAAACAUACG
Seminavis robusta is the source of this 4734-nucleotide messenger RNA. The record is from the annotation of a GenBank genome assembly. NCBI's taxonomy places the organism in Eukaryota, Bacillariophyta, Bacillariophyceae, Naviculales, Naviculaceae.